AUGGGAAGCAUUCAAGACAGUUUCCUUCCUGGGAAGGAGCAUCCCAGUAAGUUCACCGAAAGGGUGCAGGAUCUGAAGGAGUUAGGGGAGCUCUCUCCUCACUGGGACAACUUAAGGAAGGAGGUGAUGACACGAUACAGAGGAGUCAUCGGUUCUUACCAGGAGACUUUGGCUGAACUGGACAAGAUCACUGACGCAUUCUAUGACAUCGUCACCGUCGGUGCUCCAGCAGCCCACUUCCAGGGCUUCAAGUGUGGCGGUCUGCAGCGUCUUCUUUUCAGAUAUGAAGCAGAGAAAAAAAGCUUCAGCACUGCCUACCAGUGUAUCUACUACUCCCCAGAGCACACAGCCAAAGCUCAGGAGGUGCUCAGCACCAUGAGUCUCCUACAGCCCCUCAUCACAAGCUUAGCAGACCAGCUCCUGCAGGCUGCCCAUGAGCACUCCUCCCCUGGAUUGAGGGAUGCACUCAAGAGCCUCUCUGACAAGACGGAACAAUUUGUUCACACACUAAAGGAUGAAUUGGUCAAGAGUGCUCUGCUAGCACUCCAUGCAGCCCGGCCGGGGUACGUCUCUAAAAGCCAGAGGCAGACUCCAGUGCAGGGACAUCAUCCAGGCUACACCGGCCAAGACGGCGACCAGAAUCAGAGCCGAGUCCAGGGCGUUCCUGCCCAUAACCCGCCCACAUCCACUACAGAGAGCCCGGUGGUGUGCAAUAAUGUGGAGGGAUCACAAACAGUUACUGGAGGAGAAGCUGAACAAGCGCCAGUGAAGCACCAAGAUUCAAUACCGCAUCAUAAAGAGUACGAUGAGGAGGAAUGGGACAGGGUGUGGGCUAAUGUGGCCAAAUGCCUCAACUGUGUGAUCGCCAUGGUGGAUAAACUCCAGGAAGAGGACAACAGAAAGCAGGAGCCAGUUCCUGAGCAGCAGCUAGCUGAUGUGAUCACUUCGCACAAUCCUGGUGACUGGAGGGAGCAGUUGUGCCCGGUGGUGACCAGGUUAAAGGAUUGUGUGAUGGAGGUGAUGGAGAGAGCCAAGAGAGCCAUGACUUUUGUGCUCCUGCAGGAGGCAGCCUGCAGCAUACCACAAGGCUUUCUCCUCCAACAGAGGCGAGAUGUGGUCUUCAGCCAGGCACUGGCAGCCUUGGCCUGUGGUUUCGUCAUGAGGUUGUACGCAGGAAUGGAGGACAAAGACUUCCUGAGACAGCUCCACCAAGUUGGCCUGGUCGCCCAGUUUGAGAGUCUGCUCAGCACUUACAGUGAAGAGAUCGGGAUGCUGGAGGACAUGGAGGUUGGGAUUUCAGACCUGCAGAAAGUUGUGUUCGUGAUCACUCAGGCCAAGACAGAGGAGCGUAGUGAGCUCCAGCCAUUAGUGUGUGGCCGACGAGACCACAUCACUGUUGAAGUGCCAUUACCACAACUGAUUUUCCAGUCCUUGCCAGAGGAAAUCAAAGAGGGCAGGCCACUGCGAGUAUUCCCUGUACUAUUCAAUGUGGGCAUCAAUGAACAACAGACUAUAGCAGAGAGGUUCGGGGAUAUCUCUCUACAAGAAAGAAUAAACCAGAGGAACUUUGAGAUAUUAGAAGCCUAUUAUAAAUUACUAAGUGAAAAGGUGCCACUAGAGUGUCUACCAUGUUUUCAGACACAGACUGACAUAAAGGAAUUAUUAGAAACCCUUGGCCAAAAUGUAGUCACAAAGAAGAGGAAGAAUGUGGAAAUACUAUGGAUUGCUGGAACUAUCUGCCGAAGGUUAAAUGGUAUCAGGUUUACCAGCUGUAAAAGUGCCAAAGACCGAACAUCCAUGUCUGUCACAUUAGAGCAGUGUGCUCUGCUGCGGGAUGAACACCAGCUCAGCAAGGACUUCUUCAUCCGUGCUCUGGACUGUAUGAGGAGAGAAGGAUGUCGGAUUGAAAACGUUCAAAAGAACAUUAGAUGCAGGAAAUACGCCUUCAACAUGUUGCAGCUGAUGGCCUUCCCCAAGUGCUACCGACCACCAGAGGGAACUUAUGGCAAAGUUGACUCAUGA
This is a messenger RNA of Menidia menidia (Atlantic silverside), 2022 nucleotides long. The record is from the annotation of a GenBank genome assembly. NCBI's taxonomy places the organism in Eukaryota, Metazoa, Chordata, Actinopteri, Atheriniformes, Atherinopsidae.